UUAAUGAGGUAACGGGAUUUCUGAAUAAGGACGCGGAAGUAAUACUUGUUUGCAUGUGAUAUGGGGUUAAAAUAUUUCCUAAAAGACAAAUGAGGGGUUACAAAUUUCAGUUGAUCGUGCUCUUAAUCCUGACGGCCAUUCAUCCCCUCAUGAAUGUUAAUGAGAUCAAAGGAGCAUAAGACCAUCCCCCGGCGUGCCCUCACGUCAGAGCGUCACCAUCGUCAGAGCGGGAUCCUAUAGAAGAGCUUUUGAAUCAACUUUUGACUCUCAGCCUUGGUCGUUAAACGGUUUCUAUCAAUUCUUUUGAAGUUAACGGAUAAAUUAAAUACGAUUUUAAAAUGUCUUUGAGAGGGCCACUACGUCGUCUUCUGCGGACGCAACUCAACAAUACCUGUCAGAGCAGAGCUCGUUCUGUGGUUGUUUUAGGAGCCCCAUUUUCAAAAGGACAGAAAAGGAGAGGGGUGGAACAUGGACCCAAAGCCAUCAGGGAUGCCGGUCUGAUCGAGAGACUUUCAAAUCUGGAUUACCCAGUGCAUGACUUGGGAGACCUGAGCUUCCAGCAUCUGGAGAAGGACGAUCCCUACAUGCACGUCCCCUUCCCUCGCACUGUGGGCAGAGCUAACAAACUGCUGUCAAGUGCUGUCAGCAACGCUGUGGGAGCCGGACACACUACCAUCAUGCUGGGAGGAGACCACAGCCUGGCCAUUGGUUCAGUGGAAGGCCACGCCCAGCAGUGUCCUGACCUGUGUCUGAUCUGGGUCGACGCCCACGCUGACAUAAACACGCCCCUCACCUCGCCCUCAGGGAACCUCCACGGACAGUCGGUGGCCUUCAUGCUCAAAGAGCUGCAGAACAAGAUGCCAGAGCUGCCAGGGUUCAGCUGGAUGAAGCCCUUCCAUUCAGCUAAGGACCUGGUCUACAUCGGCCUGAGAGACGUCGACCCUGGAGAGUACGACAUCCUGAAGGACUUGGGUGUCCAGUACUUCACAAUGAGAGACAUCGACAGGCUCGGCAUCCAGAGAGUCAUGGAAGUCACUUUCGACCACCUCUUGUCAAGGAAGCAGCGGCCGAUCCAUCUGAGUUUUGACAUCGAUGCAAUGGACCCGUCUUUGGCCCCGGCCACAGGAACACCAGUAAAUGGAGGUCUGACCUACAGAGAAGGAAUCUGGAUCACAGAGGAGAUCCACAACACAGGGUUGUUGUCGGUGAUGGACCUUGUUGAGGUCAACCCAGCCCUGGGGGCGAGCCGUGAGGCGGUGGAGAUCACAGCUUCCAUGGCGGUGGACGUCAUCGCAUCUUCCCUGGGCCAGACCCGCGAGGGAGGUCCCAACACCCGGCAGUUGCAAACACUCAAAGAAGACACGGAACAGCUCCGACUCUAGAACCACAUUCUAGAACCCCUUCUAGAACUCAAAUGACUUCCAACAUAUGACCACUUGGCAUUCCUGAAUUUAAAAAAUGUUUUUUUUAAAAGACUUUACCUACAGAACAGACACACUGAAGCUGUAGUUGAAUUGUUUCAAAGCGUUUUGUUGCAUCUUCUGUCUGUGUGUAUAGUCCUGUAUGGCAACCAGUUCAACAGUCAGUCAAACAAUCAUGACUGAACUUAGAAGCCCUGUUUUAAAGGAUUAUAUAGCUUAUUUACUAAGAUGGCGUGAAAAGCUCAGACUGGGCCCAGAUCUGUGCUCUCAUGUCAACUGUUUGGCAUGACAAGACUGGCUAAAUACUAGCACAAACAGACCGGUAGCCAGGCUAUUAAAAGCCCUCAUCUCAAAUGUAAACCGUAAUUGAUGUGAUCGGUGGUAUGCCAUGUACCCAGGCUAUUAAAAGCCCUCAUCUCAAAUGUAAACCGUAAUUGAUGUGAUCGGUGGUAUGCCAUGUACCCAGGCUAUUAAAAGCCCUCAUCUCAAAUGUAAACCGUAAUUGAUGUGAUCGGUGGUAUGCCAUGUACCCAGGCUAUUAAAAGCCCUCAUCUCAAAUGUAAACCGUAAUUGAUGUGAUCGGUGGUAUGCCAUGUACCCAGGCUAUUAA
Messenger RNA from Coregonus clupeaformis (lake whitefish), 2031 nucleotides. Its product is annotated as arginase-2, mitochondrial-like. Gene Ontology annotation, cellular component: mitochondrion; cytoplasm. The transcript is spliced from 8 exons. NCBI's taxonomy places the organism in Eukaryota, Metazoa, Chordata, Actinopteri, Salmoniformes, Salmonidae. The record is from RefSeq and is a predicted model, not a curated record. Gene Ontology annotation, molecular function: arginase activity; manganese ion binding. Bases 339 to 1382 code for a protein of 347 amino acids.